Thecamonas trahens ATCC 50062 is the source of this 467-nucleotide messenger RNA. RefSeq lists its product as uncharacterized. The record is from RefSeq and is a predicted model, not a curated record. Lineage: Eukaryota; Apusomonadida; Apusomonadidae. Bases 1 to 408 code for a protein of 135 amino acids. The transcript has 2 exons.
AUGCGUGCGUACUUUGCCAACCGGCGGGAGCGUGUCUCUGUGGGGGUUCCGGAGGAGGAGUACGACGAAGGUGAUGAGUCUGCACUGAGCAUAACGCCUGGCCCGUCAUCCGAGCCGCCGGUGCAAAAGGCACCCGUUGUCGAUCCCGGGCCGAUUCCGCACGCGCUCUCGAUGUGGGGCAACUUUCACAUUUCGGUCUCGCCACUGUUGCGUGUGUAUGGGCACGGCAAGACAACGUCGGGUCUCGAAUGUGUCACGCUUGGCCAGCUCGAACUCGACACGGAGAACGCCGAGCUGUACGGCACAAUCCGCCUCGUCUUUGAUCCCGAGCUGGGACGUCCGCCCAUUCUCGUCAACAUCCGCACGCCCGUUCCGCGCAACACCAUUCUCGGCGAGCACUUGGAGUGAUGCGGUAGGGCACCGUUGGCGUUCGAGCCCGGUGCGAGACAAAUUGAAACAAUGAAGCU